GGGUAUUUUCUAGGGAGUACGCCGUGCUAGCGCAAAUGGGUUUUCAUCACACACAAAUUUGGUUUCGGUCCACAAACAAAAAUGUCCUGCGAAAGCCGCGACCGCACAUGCACAAAUACAAGGAGAUGAACCGUUGGCAGCGCGAGGCACAGGGUAUUAGUAAGUGGGACCAGUCCCACUCGCAUCGCCCGCAGCCCACCAUUGAACGCUUCAACCCCGAAGGCGUCGGCGUAUCCCGCGGUACGUCGUCGUUCGCGUGGAAGUGGUGGUACACGCAGCAACCGUGGCUUCCCAACGUGCCGCCAGGCUCCUACAUCCCGCCCAAACCGAAGGGAAUUCGACCGCCGGCCUGGGAUGAGGAAUUCACCAAAGUUGUCCUCAGCAUGAAUGACGAUGAGAUAAAGUCGUACCUGGUGGACAAACUGACUGAAGUCAUUUUUGUUGAGGCGCAACGCGACGGGUAUGAGCUGCGUCGGCUCGAUUUCGAAGGCAACCCCCUCACCGACUUACCUGAGCGCCGCAUUAUUGAAAAUUUUGUCUUUGAGGAAGACUCGCUGCGUGAACGCGUUCUUGAUCAGGUAGUGGAGGGCAUUUUUCGCCUUUCCCCCACUUCCGACGACCGCAAGGAGCUUCGAAGCGUCGCCAACGUCGUGGAUUUCGUUCUAACGCACAUCACGACCGCACGCGAAGUACCGAACAGUCGUAUCACCGAGGCCGCCCGCGCUAUCAUGCGCAACCACCCGUUGCAGCCUGAGUUAGGCUUCACGCAUGCGCUGCCAACCGAUAACAUGGAUGCUGUAGUGCGGGAGUGGAGACGCAUGCAUCACUUGGAUUGGCAGUUCGGUAAUGCCGUGUAUGAGCCUCGCGAUGUUGAAAAUACGCGCGGAAAUUUAACAUGGCUGAGGGAGAUGCACAACCAAGCUGAUCGUGAAGCCUUUGAGCGUGACGUUGCGAGUGGUGAAGCAAAGCGAAGACAUAUGGAAAAGAUUAAAGCCGCAUCUCAAGCAGUGACCAACCAUACUCAUUCCUAGGGAAGGUCACUAAAGGAAAAUUAAGAAACAAAGUGCACUUGCGUAGCUUCGAAUGAUCAAAAGCUUUAAUAUGAUCACACGGUCCGAUUUUUGCAUGAUAAAUUUAUACAUGCAUGGCCCUA
Phytomonas sp. Hart1 is the source of this 1153-nucleotide messenger RNA. The record is from the annotation of a GenBank genome assembly. Lineage: Eukaryota; Euglenozoa; Kinetoplastea; Trypanosomatida; Trypanosomatidae.